Molecule: messenger RNA, 951 nt
Organism: Nezara viridula (southern green stink bug)
Lineage: Eukaryota; Metazoa; Arthropoda; Insecta; Hemiptera; Pentatomidae
Source: the annotation of a GenBank genome assembly
AUGACGCAAGACCUGCAAGAAGAUAACCUUGAAUACGAAAUCCUCGAUGACCAGAUGGUCCAGGAGAUCAACAAAUUUUGCGGGGGGAUGUCUUCGGCCUCGCUGGCCUUCAAGAACGGAUGCCGCCUCCCGAAGACAUAUCUCAAAUACGCCGAGAGGAUCAGAAACUUCGAAGUCAGGCCGGAUGACGUCUGGGUCAUUACUUUUCCUAAAUGCGGUACUACAUGGACUCAAGAGCUGGUUUGGCUACUGGGCAACAAUUUCAAUUUUUCUAAAGCUAAAGAGCUGGAGCUCCACAACCGUUCCAUUUUCUUGGAUUUCACCACGUUGACUGGAGAUGAAGAAGAGAACACGCUCGACGCUGCGGAGAAUAUGCCAUCUCCCAGAUUUUUAAAGUCCCACUUGACACCUGGACUUCUUCCCAAACAGCUCUUUCAAGUAAAACCUAAGAUCAUUUACGUUUAUAGGAACCCUAAAGAUUGUGCAAUAUCCUACUUCCAUCAUUAUAGGAUUUGGAAUGGGUAUCAUGGAGACCAAGAUCUGUUUAUUGAAGCAUUCCUUCAAGAGAAACUAUUAUAUUCUCCAUUUUGGGAACAUGUGCUUAACUUUUGGAAAAUGAGAAACGAGCCAAACAUUCUUUUCAACACAUUUGAAGAAAUGAAGAAGGAUUUAUAUACAGUCGCGAAAAGGAUAGCAGAUUUCAUGGAAGUGGAGAUUCCCGAAAAUAUGAAAGAACCAUUACUAAAGCACCUUAGCUUCGCUGAGAUGAGCAAGAACCCGAUGGUUAACUUCGAGAGGGAACUAGAGAAGAUGAACCUCGCAGGAAUGAAGUUUAUCAGGGAAGGAGAGGCCGGCGCCUGGGCCAAAGUACUCAAGGAGGACAUAGCAAAGAGGUUCGACAAGAAAGCAAUGGAGGCCCUCAAAGGCACCGAUUUCCCUUAUUACAAGUGA